Lotus japonicus is the source of this 3021-nucleotide messenger RNA. RefSeq lists its product as uncharacterized. The transcript has 4 exons. The coding region runs from base 1542 to 2723 and encodes 393 amino acids. Lineage: Eukaryota; Viridiplantae; Streptophyta; Magnoliopsida; Fabales; Fabaceae. The record is from RefSeq and is a predicted model, not a curated record.
CUUGUCCCCGCCACAAGCCCAAACUGCCUCUCUAAUCUCAUCCUCAGAAAAAGCAGACACCAACAAAGAGUUGUCCUGCGCUGAAAGUACCCUGAAUUGAACCCCAUCCAAGACUGGUCGAUCCCACCUUUCUGACUUGAACUUGUUUUCAAAAAAAGAGUUAGCUACUGUCCGUAUGUUCUCCGGAUUCUCCUCCCAAACCCCAUCAACCAACAGGCCUACAAUGGAAUUUGCACGUCUUUUCCAAUUGAUCGAGGCAUGAAAAUAACUAGUAUUCUGAUCACCCUUCUCAAUCCACUUAGACCUGGCCUUCUGACACAGAAGUGAUUCCUGGGAUUUUAGAACAUCCCAAAAUUCACUAAGAAGACGCCGACGGGUCUCCACCUCCACAUGAGACAACCCCACCUCCUCCUCUCUAACAUCAAGCUGAUUUAUUUGUUGAACAACCCUCUCCCUUUUUGACUUCAGAUCCCCAAAAACCUCCCUAUUCCACACUUUCAACUUACCCUUUCAAAGUUGAAUUAAGAGGGAUUUUUGCCCUCUCCAUUCCUCUCUUCCCUCCUAAAAACCCUCCACACACACACACCCCAAAUUGCACUCAUUACAGUGACAGCGCCAUUCUAAAUUGCGACAAUUUCAGUUCGUUGUCUGAUUCUCUCGUCUCCAAUAACUUAAGAGAAAAGUAUUUAUGAAUGAGGCUGAUGGAGAUAAAUAUAGCACAAGUGGAAAAAGAGGAAGAGAAGUUAAACCUCAAUAUUGUUGGCGGUAGUGUUUUGCAAAAUUGUCAGGGUAAUGAAUUGGAAGAGAGAAGCAAGAAAGCUGAAGUGAGGUGUAGGGAGUUAGAAGUUGAGCUUCAAAGGGAAAAGGAUCAUUGUGAAACUCUUAAGGCUAAAGUCAAGGUCUUGGAGAGAGAAAAGUUUGCACUUGAAGAUGAGCUGAGAGUUUUGAAGAUGGUGAGUCAAGGACUUAACAGGCCAGAGGAUGUCAGUGGUGAAAAAGAGAGAGGAAUAACACCAAUUGUUGAUUUGGAAAAGGACAAUGAGGCUGUUCAGGAAAUGACAGAAAAAAAAGUUUUGGAAUGUCAGACAGAAAGGGCUCAGAGUGAGUUUGAUGUCUGCAAAGACAAUUACAAGCUUCUGGAUUCACGGGCCUUACCGUUGGAGAUGGGAAAUGGCAGUUGUUAUCAUGAAGAAAAUGGAAAGAAGCAAGAAAAGAAACAGAUUUGUGCUAAUUAAAAUAUGCAUCUUGAUACAAGCUUUGAUUUCCAGCAGAAUCAGGAGAAAGUCACAGAUUUGAGCAAUGAUGAUUCUUCUUGGGUUUCUCCUUCUAAAGAAAUUCGAGAUAUGCAAUUAGAAGGCAUUUGGUAACAUAGAAUCUGUUUGGAUGUAUGCCCAAAGAGCACUUAUUGGAGCUUAUUUAGUGUUUUUUCUAGUAGAUAAGCUCCAAUAAGUUAGUAACCAAACAGACUCAUAAUGGUGCUAGACUGCUAGAACUUUUAUUUAUUUGGCACACCUUCUAAUGGCAUAUUUCACAGAAGUUCUAUGGUGCUACCUCAAAAGAAAGGUAUAAAACAGUUGGCAUUUGAAACUGAAGAGAGUCCCAGCAAAAAGAUGAUUCCAUCUUUACCCAUCAAUACAAAGUCUACUCCUGGCAGUGUAAUUGAUAUCAGUGAUAGCGAUGAUGAGCCUACUCAGGACCCAGUACCAGAUAGGCAGGCUAGCGGAAAUAUUUUCAUUUCAACAAGUUUUGCAGCAGAAAAAGGAAAGAACUCUCACGGCAGUUGUGCCCAAAACAAUGAGGAAAAUUUAGAUUUUAGUGAAGAACCCUUAUUUGUUGCUAAUACUAAGAGGAAACGAACUUGUAAUGUUGUUACAAGUGAGUCUGAAAGUGAUGAUGAUAAUUUGCCAAUUAGUCAACUUAAAAGGACCCAUAUUCAGAAAGCAAGUGCUGACCGAGUUGCUAUGUCAGAGGAUAGUUCAUUGCCUGCUGCUAUUUCAGAGGAUGACAAGGUCACUGACAAUGUAAAGAUUAGGCGGCGCCGUCUACAACCUCUGAGAGAAUGUUUAAGCAAAAUCCACAAUGAUAAAAUGUCUUCACGCAGACGCCAUAGGGCCAAGCAUCAGCAAAGUGUUCCAGCAAAUAAUGAUCAAUCAGUAGAAGAUUUGUCAGACGGUGAGGAAGAAAGCACGGGUAGUUUCAUCGUUGAUGAUGAUGAUUCUGAUGUAUUUGAUUGUGAAGUCACUUGUAGCAAGUCAUCACGAGAUGAAUUUAACAGUGAUGUGGACUCUGCUUCCAGUAACUUACAAGAUGUAUCCGAUGGGGAAAUGAACUUCGGUAAGAUAUUAUCAAAAAUUCAGAGGAGGAAAAAGAAUGCAAUGAAGUGGGAAUAUCAGGCUGACAUGCUUGCAGAAUUUGGAAAGGAUUCAGAAUUGUGCAUGAAGGCUGUAUGUUCUCUUUACAAACAGCAAACUUCCGAGGAACAGAUGAGCAAGGAAUCAAUGUGUCACAACAACCGUGGAUUCAGCAAGUGUGAUGCUCCCAGAGGUAGUGAUUUGGGCGAGUACCUCACCGAAGGAGAUCCUAGUGGUGGCUUAAAGAAGUCUGUGGAGGAGCUGCAAGAGUAUGACCCCGAAGCAGUUGAAGAAUGCAGAACACUAGCUACUCGCUACUCAAAGCAACUUUAUGAGAUUUACAAGAAUAAUGAAGAUCCUUUUUUUCCUUGACUAGCAGCAAGCACUGCAAUUGGCUCCGUCUCGAGCGUUAAGAAAUGGAAUUAUGUGUGUACAAAUCUCUCAGGUACUGUUAGCGCCAAAGAGUAGUAUUUUCUUCUGGGAUUAAAAACAUCUUUUCUCAUCUUAUUCUCUAUCUCACCAAUUAAAUUUUCACAUGUCAUUUCAAAAGUCUUAUGCUUAUUGGUGGGACGAGGAGAAGGCACCAAAUAGUGAUGAAUCAUCUUAAUUGUAAAUAAAUUAUUAUGUCAGUUUCAAUAUCUAUUACAACAAGCCUCAUCCGGUCAUCUCA